UGUGAAGAGCGGUAGAUUUCGCGGCAAAACGCAUGCGCCUGAGUUCUGUAGCGCGCGGAACUAAAACAAUCACAUUGACAUUAGACAUUUAAAUUCUCUGGCUUGGGGAGAAGAACUGUCCACCGCCAUCAAUUCUUAGUGUACUUUAUUCCAUUUGCAGUAAAAUGUAUAACCAUGGGAAUUAUGGGGAGAGCAUGGGUGGAGGAUACACACAGUCUCCAGGAGGCUUUGGUUCUCCUUCAGCCUCCCAGGGUGGAGAUAGGAAAGGGAGGACACGGGCCCAACACAUCAUCCCCUGCACAGUGUCCCAAAUCAAGUCUGCUGUCCAGUCAGAGGAUGUUUUCAGAGUGGGGGAGGUGGAGGUUGCUCAGGUCACAAUAGUGGGUGUGAUCAGAAGCAUGGACAAAUCCAUGACCAACAUCCAGUACAUAGUGGACGACAUGACCGCCGCUCCUAUGGAUGUGAAGCAGUGGGUAGACACAGAGGAUCCUGGUGUGGACAGCACAGUCAUCCCCCCAGGCACCUAUGUCAAGGUCUCUGGUAAUCUUCGGUCUUUCCAGAACAAUCGUUCUCUGGUGGCCUUUCGUGUUAGGCCCUUGGAGGAUAUGAAUGAGAUCACCUCGCACAUGCUAGAAGUGGUGCAUGCCCAUAUGCAGCUGAGCAAACCGCAGGCAAUGAUGGAUGGUGGUAGCGGAUCAGUUGCAAUGAGCUCUGUGCCCAUGUCUAACAUGGGCUCAGGCAACAUGAACAAUAUGGGAGGCGGAGGAUACGCAGGUGCCAACUCGAUGGUUUCCAAUGGACUGAGUCCCAAUCAGAAUCAGGUGUUAUGUCUGAUCAAGAGCUGUCCCGAGCCACAGGGCAUAAGCAUCCAGGACCUCAAACAGCGACUCAGCGGCAUGAGUGUCACAGUCAUCAGGCAAGUGGUGGACUUCCUCAGUAACGAAGGACACAUUUUCUCCACCAUCGACGAAGACCAUUUUAGAUCAACUGACAACGAGGGAUAAGGCUUCCACUUUAGUCUGCAGCACUUUGGUCCCCAACCAGACAUCUUGUCUCCUUGUACCAGGGAUACUAAAUUUAGUCGCUAAGAGCAGUUGGCCGCCGAGACCACAAACUAACAAAAGAAUCACCCGAUUUCCUGCCUUGUCACCCAUGUGGUUCCUGUGAUGAUUGCACGUGGGUGAUGAAUCCCUGACUGGACUAUUUGACAGAACAAGCAGAAAAACAGUUAGUAAGGUCAUUAGUUUUAUAAUGUAAGCAAAAACAUUACUCAUAACAUUACUUGGUGAUAUGUGUCUGUGAAUGUUCUAGUCUGUCUGUUAAACAAAACAAUUAAAAAUAUCUUUUCUUAAA
This is a messenger RNA of Alosa sapidissima (American shad), 1353 nucleotides long. RefSeq names its product replication protein A2 (gene rpa2). The record is from RefSeq and is a predicted model, not a curated record. Gene Ontology annotation, biological process: DNA replication; nucleotide-excision repair; double-strand break repair via homologous recombination. NCBI's taxonomy places the organism in Eukaryota, Metazoa, Chordata, Actinopteri, Clupeiformes, Clupeidae. The coding region runs from base 165 to 1004 and encodes 279 amino acids. Gene Ontology annotation, molecular function: DNA binding. Gene Ontology annotation, cellular component: chromosome, telomeric region; site of double-strand break; nucleus. The transcript is spliced from 9 exons.